Pristis pectinata (smalltooth sawfish) is the source of this 2832-nucleotide messenger RNA. It is a transcript of the gene odad4, whose product is annotated as outer dynein arm docking complex subunit 4. The transcript has 12 exons. The record is from RefSeq and is a predicted model, not a curated record. Lineage: Eukaryota; Metazoa; Chordata; Chondrichthyes; Rhinopristiformes; Pristidae. The coding region runs from base 431 to 2230 and encodes 599 amino acids. Gene Ontology annotation, molecular function: protein binding. Gene Ontology annotation, cellular component: cytoplasm.
ACUCGCCGAUCUUCCUGUCAAUUCGUUAAUGUCUUGCGAAUGCUCUGUACUAACUUAGGCAAAAUUUCAAGACCACGAUCUUGUCAACUUUUGUUUGAAGUUGGUUGGAAGUUGUGGUCUGGGCAGCGGUGCUGUUCCGACCCGGGCCCGGACCGGGGUUAUUCCGAGCACUGAGUCCUCUCUCCGUUAGUUCCAUCGUAGCAGCCAGCGCUGAAUGAAACUCCAUCCACCGCAGGCCCCGGGUGAUUAUAAAAUAUUGGCACCAGUGAACUGACAGAAAGUAGAAAUUAAGUUAUCGAGAAGACGAAACCUCCCUCGGUUGGAAAUGUCCCGCGUCCGGUCGUUAAGGGGUUGCUAGGAGACACCCCAGUUACAUUCCAAACAGCUGGUAACCGCGGGAGUCCGGCCACGGGGAGGGCGAGGGACGGGCAUGGCUGACGACGAGGAAGAGGUUCUGAGCGGUCCAGUCUGCUCCUACCUCACCUACAAGUCGGAGGGAGACCGGCUGUACCUGCUGGGAGAGUAUGAGAAGGCCAUCCGGAGUUACACUCAUGCUCUUCAACAAGAACCAAAGAACAAGGAUUGUCUGGUUGCUCGUUCACGAUGCUACCUCUUACUGGGGAACACCACUGCUGCUCUGAAUGAUGCCGAGGCUUCCCAGAUGGGGAAUAAAGACUUCCACAAGGGGCUUUAUCGAAAGGCCGAGAGCCUGUAUGCGAAGGGUGAGUUUGAGCUUGCUUUGAUGUUCUAUCAUCGAGGGCAUAAACUCCGCCCAGAUGACCACACGUUCCGGCUGGGAAUCCAAAAGGCCCGAGAGGCUAUUGACAACUCUGUUGGAAGUCCUUCCUCAGUGAGGCUUGAAACUAAAGGUGACCUGUCCUUCUUCUACAGACGGGAGGAGAAAGCGGCACCAAAAACGAAAUCUCAGCUGCGCCGACAGAAACUAAACCUGAAACAACAGCAGCAAAAGAAACAGGAGCAGAUGGAACCAAAGACCAACAAGACAGUGAGAGUGCUGUUGGGGGAGCUGUACCGAGACAAGGAGUAUCUGGAGAAACUGCUGCUGGACAAGGAACUGAUGAAGACAAGCACAGAGUCUGGAGGAACAAUACAGGAUCUGAUCAUGAGCGGAAUCUCAUUCCUUGACACGCGGACCGAGUUCUGGAGGCAGCAGAAGCCGAUCUUUGCCCGGGAGCGUGAGAAGAGAUUAAAGGAACAGAGCUGGAAAAGCCACAGGGUGCAGACAGAGGAAACUGUUUAUGUCCUCAAGAAGAUGCUGGCUAUCGACGCUUUGUUUGCUGACGGCCUUGCUGAAGAGUGCAAGCAAAUGGCCACCGACCUGAUGAACACGUUGAAAGGAUGGACAGAAAGAGAGGUUCCCAACAAGGCGGAGUUCCUCGGCCAUCUGCACAACACCGUCGGGAAUGCCCUGGUUGAGCUAGGAAACGUGGAAGCUGCUCUGAAAAGUUAUGAGAAAGAUCUGCGCAUUUCAAGGAAGCUUGAUAACCCAGAAGGAAUAUCAAGGGCCCUGGACAACAUGGGCAGAAUCUACGCAAGGAUUGGUGAAUUUGAAAAGGCGGCGGAGGUUUGGUUAGAGAAGGAGCCACUGGCCAAAUCCCAUUUGGAACGUACUUGGCUCUUCCAUGAGAUUGGACGCUGUUACCUGGAGCUCAACAACAAUGAAGGGGCUCGGAAUUAUGGCUUAAAAUCCUUGGCGUCAGCAGAGAAAGCAGGAGAUGAAGAGUGGAAAAUGAACUCCAAUGUGCUGGUGGCUCAGGCUGAAUUUAAACUAGGCAAUCUUGAGACUGCUGUUACAUUCUUUGAAAAGGCCUUGGGGAAAGCCAACCUGCUGAAUGAUGAUGCGGCGCAGGAGGCGAUCUCAAACGCUCUGCAGAAUGUCCGAAAGGAGAUUGAGAUGGCAGACAAAGCCAAAGAAGAGGAGCUGGAACAACAACGUGAGAAACAGAGGGCCGGCAUGUUGGACGAGACAAAGAGACAGAAGAGUGAUACCAAAGCUUCAACGGGAGAAGCAACACCUGAGAAAGAUGCAGCGGCAGAGGUGACAGAAAAAGAUGAGGCAGAGGAAGAGGAGGCAGAGAAAGGCGAGACAACAGAAGAGGUGGGACAAGGAGAGGCGGUGGAGGAAGAGACUGAAAAAGGAGCAGCUGCUGAAGAAGAGACAGGUGAAGGAGAGGCGGUGGAAGACACUGAGGGACCGAAGGAAGAGUGAAACGUGUCGGGAAUAACCCUUCCUCCACUGAUGUGAUAAAGGUCUAGAAACCAACCUCCAUUAACUCGUGUUUUUGCUUUGAUGGAUACAUUAUACUCUUGUUAAUUGCUUAAGUCUGGCCUUGUAAACAAAGGGUAGAUUUUAAGUAAACUUGUUUGUUGUACUUAAUUCCAUUCCCACUGGAUCUGGUCAGGUCACAGCUCAACUCAUUCUUCCUUUCAAAAUAACAGGCAGACCAGGAGGAGGUCAUUCAGUCCUUCAACUCUGUGCUACAUUCAAUGAGUCCUCAGCUGACCUUCAUUCUAACUCCAUGUCCAGUGACGCCCUUGGCCCCCAAAAAUCAAUGACCUCAGAUUUAGAAUCAUCGGUUGAGCAAGCAUCUUGUGCUUUCCCUGGGAGGGAAAUCCACUCUUCUUUCUCCUAAAUAAUCUUCUUCAUUGUUAAUGUUGUUGUAUCUCCUUGGCUUGGAUUCCCCCACCAGGGUAUAUUGUUUCUGUCUGUGCCAAUGUUUACACUUCACAUGAUCCUUGUCCAUAUCUAAUUGUAACUUUAGCGAUGUAUUUACCAAUUCUUCCUUCUUCCAUCUGCUCCCUGACUGAUUU